ACUUAAGUAGGAGUAGGAGGGUUUUUGUUGACUCCUAAGCGAUACGAUCCACGCCAGAUUUCCACGCAUCGAUCUAACGAUUAGGUGAAUCAUUCCAAUCCAUCCUCUUCUUCCUCGUCAACAACAUUCAACACAAAUUCCUCAAUUCUCAUCUCAUUCAUUCAUAUAUUCACAUAAUAAAGACCCAACAAAGACACACCCAAUUAGAAAAACAAAAACAAAACAACAACCUUUUUCAACAUGAUCAGUGCAAUAAAAGCAGCAAUUGGAGAUGGAGUAUUAACUUUCAUGUGGGUCUUUUGUUCAUCCUUGUUGGGUUUAGUUUCUAGUGCUAUAACAAAAUCACUUGAUCUUCAAAAUGUUUCAUAUAAUGGUUUCCCUUACCCUUCUUUAAUAAUUACCACUACUCUUGUCUUUCUCCUUGUUCUUUUGUUUACCAUAAUUGGUAGUGCAAUGGGUGGUGCUAGUUUUAAUCCUACUGGUACUGUUGCCUUUUACUUCCUUGGUCAUGGUUCUCAUACACUCUUCUCAAUGGCUCUCCGUUUCCCUGCUCAGGCGUUUGGUGCUGCGGGUGGUGCAAUGGCAAUUGCCGAGUUGAUCAAUCCGAAAUAUAGGCACAUGAUCAAGGGUCCUUCUUUGAAGGUGGACUUGCAUACCGGGGCUGCUGCUGAAUUGGUUUUGACAUUUGUGAUUACUUUUGCUGUUCUCUGCAUAUUCCUCAAGGGCCCUCGUAAUGAUUUAUUGAAGCUUUGGUUGCUCGCCAUGUCAACUGUCACUUUGGUAGUGCUUGGCUCUGCUUACACUGGUCCAUCCAUGAACCCAGCCAAUGCCUUUGGUUGGGCAUACGUAAACAACCUGCACAACACAUGGGACCAAUUCUACGUAUACUGGAUUUGUCCUUUCGCUGGAGCAAUAUUGGCUGCUUGGAUAUUUCGUGCUAUCUUCCCCCCACCGGAAGUUAAACAGAAAAAGAGCACGAAGAAGCAAGAAUGAUAGCUUUGUUUCUUGUGUCACAAGUUGUCAAAAAUCAAGCAUCAUGUUUCAGCUCAUAAUGGAGCAUGUUUCAUUAAGUACAACAUCAAAUUUAAAAUUGUUAGUACUAAAUUAUUGGAUUAUGCACAGUGCAUAACUCAUAUUCAGUUUCUAGUUCGAAAAAUUCAAUAAAGAUUUCAGUAUUAUCUAGGCUGAAUAUUGAUUCGAUUCACAUUGUUGGUUCCUUUUCGGCAAAACACCAAUUCUGUUUGAAUGAUAAAUGCAAUAAAAACUGAAUUUAGGGAUUA
Molecule: messenger RNA, 1280 nt
Organism: Trifolium pratense (red clover)
Lineage: Eukaryota; Viridiplantae; Streptophyta; Magnoliopsida; Fabales; Fabaceae
Product: aquaporin SIP1-2-like
Exons: 3
Coding region: 241-993 (250 amino acids)
Biological process (GO): transmembrane transport
Cellular component (GO): membrane
Molecular function (GO): water channel activity
Source: RefSeq, a predicted model, not a curated record